UGGUGUUACGGGGAAGCCGGACGGGGAACCGUUACUAUCCUUUGUUACUGAUUCACUUAGCUUUAUCAAGCAUUCUGAAACAAACAAGAAGCUAAGGUGGUUAAAGGAACCUUUUUCAAUAACUUUGUGCUAUGAGUAAUGUACCUAACCAAAAUGGGAUUGGUCUAGAUCAGCAGUUUGCUGGGUUAGACAUCCGCGGAGGUGGUCAAGGUGGUCCCCCUCAACAGAACACAAACAGAUAUGUCCCACCAAACCGUCGAAUGGAAGGUGGUGGGAUGGAUGGAGGUGGAGCAAGCUUUGGAAAUUACAGAGGCGGCGGCGGCCGUCCGGGUGGCGGGUACGGGGGCGGCGGCGGCGGCCGGCCCGGCUAUGGCGGCGGCUACGACCCCCGCGGCCCGCCGCCGCCCAUGCCGUCCUCGUUCGACCGCGGCUAUAACCGCGGCGGCGGCGGCGGGUACGGCGACAGAGACCGCGGCUACGGCUUCUCGGACCGGCCAUCCAACGGAUAUGGCGGAGGACGGUACGACCGUGGCGACCGCGGAUUUGGCGACCGGCGCGGCGGCAACACCUGGAACAAUAACCGUGGCGGUGACCGCUGGGGCGGGGACCGAGAGGGGGACCAGCUGCAGCGUAACGACCGCUGGAAGGAGCCGAGCGUGAGCGACCAGGACUGGACCACGCCGAUGCCGCGCGACUCGCGGAUCGAGGAGGAGCUCUUCAAGUCGGCGACGACCGGCAUCAACUUUGACAAGUACGACGACAUUCCGGUGGACGCCACCGGUAACGACGUACCCGACUGCAUCAAGUCGUUCAACGAGCUGGACCUCACGCCCAUCAUCGUGGAGAACAUCACACUGGCCAAGUACACCACGCCGACGCCGGUGCAAAAGUACUCGUUCCCGAUUAUUCUCAAGCAGCGAGAUCUGAUGGCCUGCGCCCAGACGGGCUCGGGCAAGACGGCCGCCUUCCUGGUGCCCGUACUGAACCAGAUCUUCCUGGUUGGACCGCAGCUGGCCAGCCAAGACCCCAAGCGUCCGAUGGGCGGCCGCAGGAAGCAGUUCCCGCUCGCCCUGGUGCUGGCGCCGACCCGCGAGCUGGCCACACAGAUCUACAACGAGGCGCGCAAGUUCUCGUACCGCUCCCGGGUGCGCCCGUGUGUCGUGUACGGAGGCGCUGAUGUGGGCAGUCAGAUGCGCGACCUGGAGCGGGGCUGCCAUCUACUGGUGGCCACCCCCGGCCGACUGGUGGACAUGCUGGAGCGAGGCAAGGUCGGCCUCGACAACUGCCGCUAUCUGGUGCUCGACGAGGCCGACAGGAUGUUGGACAUGGGUUUCGAGCCGCAGAUUCGUCGGAUCGUGGAGCAGGACACGAUGCCGAGAACGCAGGACCGGCACACCAUGAUGUUCUCGGCCACCUUCCCCAAGGAGAUCCAGCGUCUGGCCCAGGACUUCCUGCACGACUACAUUUUCCUGGCGGUGGGCCGCGUGGGCUCGACGUCUGAGAACAUCACCCAGACCAUCAUCUGGGUGGACGAUCACCAGAAGAAGUCUCAUCUGCUCGACCUGCUGCAGGAGACGCCGCAGGACGGCGAGGAGAAACCCGGCGAGUCGCUGACGCUGGUGUUCGUCGAGACGAAGCGCGGCGCCGACCAUCUGGAGGACUUCCUCUACCGCAACAACUACCCGGUCACCUCGAUCCACGGCGACCGCUCCCAGGGCGAGCGCGAGCUGGCGCUCAAACACUUCCGCAGCGGCCGCUGUCCGAUCCUGGUGGCCACGGCGGUGGCGGCGCGUGGUCUGGACAUCCCGCACGUCAAGCACGUUAUCAACUUUGACCUGCCGUCCGAUAUUGAGGAGUACGUGCACCGUAUCGGUCGCACAGGACGCAUGGGAAACACGGGACGUGCCACGAGCUUCUUCAACGAGGGCAACCGUGGCCUGGUGCGCGACCUGCAGGAGCUGCUGACGGAGACGAAGCAGGUGGUACCCGACUGGCUGGAGAACUACAGCAUGGAGGUGCACAGGAUGCACGGCGGAGGAGGCCGGCGCGGCGGCGGAAAACGGUUCGGCGGCGGUUUUGGCGGCCGCGACGUGCGUCAACAGAACCGCAACGGCGGUUACAGCAAGGGCGGCGGCGGUGGCGGCGGCGGCUACCAGGGCGGUAAGAUGGGCGGCGGCGGCGGCGGCUACCAGCCGUACGGUCAGAUGGGCGGCUACGGCGGCUACCAGCCCAUGGGCGGCUACGGGGGCACGUACGCGGCGGCUCCGGGCGGCGGCGGCGGCGGCUCCAGCGACAGCUGGUGGGGCGGCAACUAAGGCCGCCGGUCAGCUCCCCGGCCACCCCAGUGGCCGCCCCCGGCCGACCGACUGUCACUGUCUCUGUCGUAGUUCCCGUUUUGCAGCGCCCCGGGCGCCUGCAGCUCUCCGCCGCCGCCGCCGCCGCUGCCGCCGCACGCCGACAGGUGCUCACUCCCCACACGCAACACAUUGUGAUAGGGCCGGGGGUGGCGCCGCCGGCCCGCCCCCGGCGCCCAGCCCGGCCGCCUGAGGCCGGUGGGAGCGGGCCUCGCUCCCCGGCCGUGCCGGACGCGCCCCAGCCGAGGCGCGAUCGCCUCGCAGCACUGGGCGUGCGUGUGUGUGGGUGUGUGUUUUACGACGUUUUAAAGUUAUCAUUCCGCUGCGUAGGAAACUGAGUGUUUCGUUUGUUUUCUUGUGCGUUUGUGUGCUUAGAACAACAGCAUUACUCAAGAGUUAAUCCCCUAUCCGAGAGUUCACAGAGGCGCGGCGGACGGCGCUUAGGUGUUUUCUUUCCAUGUUCCCUCACGGUCGGGCCAACCCGGGGAGCUGGUGCGUCGUUUAGAGGUAAAUAUGGUAAACUGUUGUAUUCUUUCCUGGGCCGAAAUUGUCAGCUGGCGUGCCCAAAUCGCGAGCCGAGCCGGUGUGAUGUAAGCGCGCGCUCGUGUGAGCUGUGCGCGCGCGAGAGAGAGCUGGAGAACAGGACCGACUAUGUGACGGCGUCCGGUGACACGGACGGCCGGUAUCUCCGCCCCAGGUCCCUCCUUCGGGCGUCGGCGCGCGGCCGGGCUGGCCGGCGCGCCGCGCCGCGGGACAGCGUGCGAUCUGAGACUGACCGGCCGGCCGCCGGCGGGGGCCGGUGGGCCGGCCGGCCCGCGCGCAGCACGCGCCUCUGGUUAUUUAUUAGUAGCGUUACGGAGAGCAGUGUGGAGCUGGACUGACGACUGGCGAACGGACCGAAGGCGCGGCCCGGUGCGCACGGAGCGCGCGUCUGUUCUGUCUGUCUGUUUCCUGUACCGGCGGGCGGCUUCGGCCCGACCUGGGGUCCGGGCCGGCCGCGCCGGGCCACGCACACGAUUCGCGCACGCAUUCUUCCACUGAUGCAAGGGUGCUGGGCGGCCGGGCGGUCGCCGGCGCUGAUCUCAGGACUGGCGCCGGGCCCGCCGCCACGAGGGCCGCGGCAGCGGCAGCGCCCUCCGUGUGCCGGCCCGGCGGUCUCAAGCCCGCGACUUCUGAUCCAGUCUAGUCUCCAUGCGUGAUUGUGUGCGUGGCAAUAUCUUUUAGGGAACAGUACAAAUUGUGUCGCGGGCUGUCGGUCGCAAUUUGGUGCGUGAAUGUCUUAGGAUUUUCCAGAUUCACUUGAAGCGCUGCAGGUUCUGACGACCAGUUUGCUUCGUUUAUACUUUGUAGCCUCUGUUGGAGGGGCGUUAUACUGCGCCCUCCAGCCGAGGGUACCUUACACGUUAUACACUUGACUUGCGCGUGUCCAAAAGGGGCGGCUGUCACCGCGCCGGCUGCGUCCGGCGCCGUCCGAGACGAGAGAAAGUCCUGUAUAACAAAUUGUGAACCUAUUUUUGCGCGCCGGAGCGUAAUCUGACGUGUGUGGGACUGAAGGAGACCGACUGCCGUUACUUUGUGCUGCGUAACCGGGCGUGCCGGCGCGAGGGAGGAAAGGAGGCGCGGCGGGCGGCGGCCGACGCCGCCCGCCGCUGGGCCCAGAGGCGAACACAGACCGAGCAACCAACUGUCCACCUGCUGUCCGCGGGAGACCGGACGCAGGUGGAGGCUCGCCACACCAUUGAAAUACAAGGAAAGAAUAUGAACACAAA
Messenger RNA from Amphibalanus amphitrite, 4123 nucleotides. RefSeq names its product ATP-dependent RNA helicase DDX3X-like. The record is from RefSeq and is a predicted model, not a curated record. Gene Ontology annotation, molecular function: RNA binding; RNA helicase activity; ATP binding. Gene Ontology annotation, cellular component: nucleus; P granule. Gene Ontology annotation, biological process: gamete generation; cell differentiation. Lineage: Eukaryota; Metazoa; Arthropoda; Thecostraca; Balanomorpha; Balanidae. The transcript has 11 exons. Bases 132 to 2315 code for a protein of 727 amino acids.